Molecule: messenger RNA, 8207 nt
Organism: Myzus persicae (green peach aphid)
Lineage: Eukaryota; Metazoa; Arthropoda; Insecta; Hemiptera; Aphididae
Exons: 12
Coding region: 268-5400 (1710 amino acids)
Molecular function (GO): protein binding
Source: RefSeq, a predicted model, not a curated record
CGUUAUUCGUUAUCACAUGAAGUCACGAACCGCUUUUUCUCGUAUAGUCAAUAGUCUAAUGGUUGUGUUCGUUUAAUUAAUUAAUUUAUUGUUGUUCUUAAUCCGAUAAUUGAAUAUUUACAAUGCGUUUCACUAGCCCUCACUGGUUAUCGCCACACAAAUUUAUGUUUUUCUGAAACGAUCCGCUCACGGUCCUCUUCCGUUGCACUUGCGACUUGACAAUCACGACUUGGCACUCACCACACGCCCCCGUACACCUAACAAAAAAUGGAACCUUUGAUGCCAUCUGAAGUUGCUCGUUUAGUGUACGGUUAUCUGAAGAAAGAAAAAAAUGAGGAUGCUGCGAAAUGCUUUUUAAAAUCAUCUCCUCAUUUGACUGAAUGUUUUCAGAUGUUUAAAGCUAAUAGAAACUUUAAUAUUAAAGUGAAUGGGCUUAAUUUACAUGACAUAUUUGACAAUUUUGGAACCAUGUGUGCUAUGAUUGAAGAGCGAAUACCUGAAGCAUGUGAAUCUAAAACAUUAAUUGAGAAACUACAGUAUUUGUUAGAUACAAACCAGGCAUCAAUGAAAAAAGAUACAUUUGUUGAGAAAAAAUUAAAUAUGGUUGACAAAUGUGUUGGUAAUACAAUCAAUACUAGAGAUCAAAGUACACAUACAACAUUAAAUAUAGAAGUAAAUAAAAGUACAUCAGAAGAACUAUUAGAAAUCCCAUCGUUCACUGAGAUAAUUUCUGAUAACGUUUUUAAAACAAAAGAAACUGACACAUUUAAUGAUGAAACCACAAUAACUGACCAGAAAAAUUCAGUUUCUUCGCCUUGUUUAUCUUCAAUGACACAACUAACAGAAAAUAAUGCAGGUUCAAUGACAUUUUCCAAAUUUGAAGACAAAGAAACAAAAACAUUUCAAAUAAACAAUCAAAGCUGUAGUACUCCAGCAAAGAAAAAUGAAUCAACUAAAAUAAAUAUUGAGUCAAUACCACAAUUUAGUCCAAAAAAUAUUCAUAAUAUAAAUUCUGGUGACCAGGCUGAAUACCAGCAAAUACCAGAAGCAACAUCCCUUGACUCUAUGCCGGGAUUUUCAAAAGAAGAUAAGAUAAAGGAUAGUUCAGUUGUUAUUGAUACUGGUGAAUUAGUUGAUACAUUUUUGAAUGACCAAAGUUUAUUGGAAAAAAUUGCUGAUUCCAUAAAUAAAUCUUUUGACGCUCAAAAAGAAAAAGACGAUAUACUAGAAAGUAAAGUCUUAGAUCCUCCUACUCUUGAAAAAGCAUUAGACUCCACUCAGUCUGAUCCACAAAUUAAAAACAUACUGGAUGAGUUUUUAGUUUUUAAUGUUGACAAUGCUGAUAUUGAUAAAAAAUCAUGUUCUAAUGAUCAAUCAGACACAAUCAAAUCUCGUUUACGUAGUGCCAGGAAAAAAGAUGACGCACCAAGCAAAUUAAAAAAGAAUAAUUCAAAUAUUACAAAACAUAUUGUUUAUGGUAAUGAAGAGUGUUUGAAAGUUGACAAUAAUAUUGUAUUGAUACAUGAAGGUAAUAUCAGUACAACGGUUUUUGAGAAUUACGAUUUGCUAUCAAAUCAAUUAGUUUUACAAUCAAGUGACUCGUAUAAUUUUGACUCAACUAAAACAGAACCAGGAGAAGAUCAUUUUGCCAAAUCUGACUAUGUGAAAAUUGCUCCAAAAAUAACUCCCAUGUUAUUAACUCAUCAAGCUCCUGAAAAACAUAUAUUUCCAAAACGAAGAAGACACUUACUAGAAGUUAAUGGCAUAAGAAGCAAAUUUAGGAGAACAAAUAUAACUAGACAACCAACCCCUAAAUCAAUUAUUAUUGAAGUUCCUAAUCAAAAUUCAUUUGAAAAUCAAGAAAAAAAUCAUACUGAGAUUAAUGAUAUUAUCAGAUUACCUGAGGUUUCAUCUAAAGUUAAUAAUCUGAUUGUUCAUGAUACACCAGAUGAUAGACUUAAACCUCCAAAAAACAAAAGUAUGAGUACACCUCGUAGAAGAAGCACUCAUAUAAGAUGUUUAGAUUUUAGUACUCCACAGCCUAAGAACAUGACUCGAAAUCAAGCUCGCUCAAAACUUUUCUGUGAUUCACCAAAAAGACUUGAAAAAUGUUUGGAAGAACCUUCAACUAGUCCUUUACCAAAACUUCAAGCUGAUUGGGGUUCAGUUAAUGGAUUUGAAUCAAUGAUUAAAAAAGAAAUGGUUAAACACUGGGAUACAGAUAUUCGAGAAAUGGUGGGGGCUGGAAUUCUAACGUCAGAUGCUGAUGGAAGAAAAACAAGAAAAAAGAAAACGCCAAGAAAAAAAAUUAAACCAGUCAAUGUUCAAAAUAAUUCUGUUUUGCUCAAAGAUCAAAAGAAAUCAAGUAAUAUUUCAAUCGCGACAAAUGAAUUACAUACUGAUGUAUCAAAUAUUUCGGAAGUUGCAUUUGAUGGUUUAAAUGGGCAAGACUCUGAUAAGCCAUUACUGGGUAUCCAAAAGCCAUUAAUAGAGAAACAGCCAAAAUGUCAUAUUUCAUUAGAAACAUCAAAUAAUAUUACAGAAUUAUGUAAUGAACAAUCUCCAAUUAAAUCGAAUUCUUUGAACACCUUGAACAAUCUAAAAUCGUUGAAAAAAGUUAGUGAACCUUCUAUAUCAUUAGAAACUCCAGAUAAAAUAACAGAAUUAUAUAAUAAGCAGCCACCAACUAUAACUGAUUCUUUGAAAAACAUCAAUGGUACAAAACCACUUAAUGAACUAAGUGAAUUUUCGGUUUCCUUAGAAACUUUAGAUAAAAUAACCAAGCUUAAUAAUGAAUUACUGCCCAUGAAAUCUGAUUUUCCAGAAAGCAAAUGUGCAACUCAAAUUAAUCUGGAUCAGUCUCAAGUUAAUGAACCAAAAAAUAAUCAAAAUGAAUUAAUUAACUCUUCUAUUUUAAAUACUAGGUCAAAAAUAACAAAUCAGGAAAAAGAUUCUAACUUUUUAAAAACAUUUAAUAACCAUAACUAUUCAUUAACAGAAAAUAAGUUAUAUGAAUCAACUAAACCUUCAAAAGAACAGGGUUUAUUUGAUCAAACUCAUACAAACAAUUCAAAUGAAUUAAAUAGUCCAUUAAAAUGUAUUAACAUUGAAUCAGUUAAGCCCAGUCUACUUGAAACCCCAUUUAAAUGUGAUGAUGCUGCUGUUGAUGUUCCUGAAACUCCUAUUUCAAAAAUAAUACGAGAAUAUGAUCCAAGUAAGAUGGUCACACCUUUGCCAUGUACACCAGAACAUGAUGAUUCAUUGACCGAAACACCACUAACCAAAGUAUUCAGAGAAACAUCAUAUUUAAAUAGACCCCCAAUUUCACCAUUUCCUCCUACACCAGGGAAUUCAAUGUCUGUCGAUACUUUGAUUGCACCACCAGAACUGGAUUAUGUUAAAACCUCAAGCGGUACAAAUUGUAAAAUGAAUAGUUUGAAUGAAUGUUUAUCACAACCCUUCCAGACUACAACUUCUACUGGUGAAUUAUCAACCAAAACAAAGAAAGAUAAAAUUAAAAAUACACCUUUAAAAUCUAAAUUAAAACUUUCGACUAAACCCAAAGUAAAAAAUGGAUUAAAAUUAAAAAAUGUUGAAGCAAAAAAGAAACAAGUGUAUGAGUCUGUUAAAGUUGAGCUUUUUGGAAGUGAUAUUUCACUGAGUCCAAAUAAAAAUGAAUUUUCAACGACAAAUGAACAGCGUAAAACAAUAGUUAUUAAUAAAAAACCACAAGAAAAGGAGAAAAAAUCUGGUUUUAAACCCAUACCUAAAAAGAAAUCAAUUGAAUCCAUGUCUGUUGUAACUGUUAAUGGUAUUGAAAGUCAAUUAUCAGACGAAUUAAACAUGCAAUCAACUAAAACUCCGUUUAUUAAACCAAUAAUAGUGCAAUGUGAGAACAACGCCUCAGGAAAAGUAAAGAAAACAAUUUCAAAAAAAAUUAAAAAGUCCAUGGUACAUUUUGAUGAUCCAGUUGAAAAAUUCUUUAAAUUAUCUAAAAGUCCAACAUUGGAUAAACCCAACAACCAAAAAGUUGGUAGAAUACAAAACAAAACCACUGCAAAUGACAACUCAGAACAAUUGAUAGGGUUAGAAAGGUAUUUGAAUAACACUUCAUCGACAGCUUAUGACUGUAGUCCAAAAGAGAAUAAAAUCAAAAGAAUAGAACCAGCGGUUAAGAUUUCUAAACUUAAUAGUAGUGAUUCCAAUAUUAAUUAUUCAGAAAUGUAUAAUGUAGACGAAUCCAAUAAGAAUAUAUCAACAAGUUAUAUUAGUAAUGAAACAAAAACUAAUGAAAUGAACAAUAAAAAAAUUAAAUUAUCUGAGAAUUGUGUUAUAGGUGUAAAUAAAGUGUCUAAUGGAAAGGAAAAUAAUACAGUUGAUAAUAAAUCCAUUGUACCACUGGAGUCUGUACAAACUAUGUCUAUUGACGGUAACAUUUCUAAUCCAAAUUGUAUUUCUGAAGAUAAAAUGAACAUCAGUCUUGACAGAUCUGAAUCGUCUAUCAUCAACAGCAGUGUUAUCAAUACUUCUUGUGUUACUGUUACACAUGAUGAUAAAUUAGAUGUUCCUAUAAAUGAGGCCUGUGAUUCACCAAACAAUAUGGAAUAUUUAAAAAAUCCAAAAGUAUAUGAAGUCAUUACUGAAGAUAAUGAACACGAGAUGGUGUAUUUAAAUGUAUCAGAAGCAUUCACUUUUCUUGAUAUACCCUCAGAAUUAAAAAAUGUACAGACAUUAAAUCCAAUUAUAUCACCAUCAAUAACAACAAACAAAAUAUUAAAGGUUACUCCAAAAAUAGAAAGUUGUAAACUUGAGAAUGAUGCUAAAAUACUAAUGCCAGUGACUAGCACUCCUAUAGACGAUGUUGAAACAAAAAAUGAAAAAGAUGAUAGAGCCAGAAGAAGCCCUUCUUUUUGGGAUGACUCUGUUCAUAAUUACCCAAUCAAACACAGAGAGAACAGACAUUGGCAAAAUAAAAUAUAUGAUAAAAAACACAGGCAAAGCAAAUUUAGAUGCCAUGAUGAACGAUCAAAAUUUGAUAGUCGUUACUAUUCUCAAAGAAGUCAUCAUCAUAAUGUAAAAAGAGAGUUCAGGGAAGAUUCAGUAAAAGAUAAACAUAGAUCUAAGUACAAAGAGGAAAAAAGGCGGUCCUAUCAUGAUAAUAGUAAAGGAAGAAAUUGGCCAGAAGAAAAUGAUAGAUUUUCAAUCCCACAAAGAAUAUCACAAAAUGAACUACAGAAGUUAAAUAGAUCAGAAGAUAUUGUUAAAAAGGCUACUAAAAGGCCCGCAGAUCGAACAGUUUAUAAUAAGACUCCAGCUAAGGUAUCCAAAGUUGAACACCAACGGUUGCUGAAAAAUGUAAAUGUUGAUGAUUUUUUGUCUGUUGUACACGGUCAAAAAUAAAAAUUUAUAAUUGGCACUGUUAUUAUUGUGUACAUAUUAAAUUAUUAAUGUUAUAUUUUUAUAUCUACUCUGUAUAGCAAAAAAAUACUGUAAACAUUUUAUUUUUUUAACAAUUUUUUUAUUUAGAAAGAUCUUCAUAAGUUAUUUUAUUAAGUAGACAGUAGUAACUGUAUGCAUUGGUUAUUCUUAUUUAUUCAAAUACAGAUAUGAUCAGGAUUUUAAACUGUAUGCUAAUGUUAAUUUGUCAUUAUCAUUAAAUGAUAUUAUUUAUUAUUUAAAUCUUUUUCUUCUUUCUCAUCUUAUCAGUCCAUUUCUAUCAUCUAUUUCUCUCUCACUCUGUCAGUACCACUUUAAAAGUCAGUUAAUACUUCUUUUAUUAAUUGACCAGCAUUUCUCCCAACGUGGCAUAACCAUUCUAGAUGUUUGCUUUAUAUAAACAAUAGAAUAUUUGGCUAAGUUGGAACACUUUUGCAGAUCAGAGGCCUACUCAUUACUGAUUUUUGUCUGCAACUUUGUGUUAUAGCUUGGUAUGCACAUAUUUUGUAGUAUUUUUUUUUCGAGGGCAAUUAGUUGACUACCCUACUAUUCCUUUUGGUCAGUGACCAUGUUUCACUUGCUUAUGUAACUACUGGUCACAAAUAACUGGAGUGUGUGUCUUCAAAUUGCGUGACAGUAGUUUUGAUUCUAGUCUUUAGAAGUUUUAUAAUGCUGUAGUAACACCGGUUACCACAUGCUAUUCGUUCUUUAAUCUCCUUCCUCAGUCCUUGUGCAUCUCGUUGCUGCUGUUUAUGAUAGUGCCUAGUAACCUAAAUACAUCCAUUUUUCUAAAUCUAUCAAUUAAAAUCUUUAAUUAUCUACCAACUAUUGUUAUGCGGUCUGACUUUUGAGUGCUCUUUGUGGUUAGGUUAGGUCCUUGUCAUCAUUAAAUAUUUAGUUCUAUCCACAAUAAACAUACCUAAUUGAUCUCUUUUGGUUAUUUUCUAAUUAAUAAUUAUGUAUGAUAAAAUGUUUGUGGGUUUUGUAAAUAUGUGACUGUACCUAAUAUAAAAUUUACCACAAAUUAUUUUAAUUCAGUAUUGGAUAGUGUAUAGUGUUACUAUUGAUUCCACAUAAUGACUGACGAAAAGGUAACAUUCAUUGCAUCAAACUAAAAUUAACGUAACUUCAAAAAUAGUAAUUUGAAUAAUGUGAUAGCAACUUAAGAACUCAUUUUAUAUGUAAUUACAUACAUAAAUAUAUCAUAAAGUAAUUUUCCAACAUGGUACAGCACAGUGUAGGGAAGGUAUCCUUACUAGGUUUUAGAAUUUUUAUUUGAUUAUAAAAUUAAUAUUAUACAUCCAACAAUUAUUAUAAUAUUUAUGAAACCAAUAAACCACAGUAUUUGUUUUUGUGGUUUAGCUAUUUAUCAGUAGCUUACCAAAUAAAUUAAUUUCCAUUUCAUACAAAACCUGUCAUGAUCACCAGGUUAGGUUAUCAUCAUGUUUUCGAGAUAGUAUUUAUUCUGUGGCCAUAUAUUGUGUUACCAUAUUUGUACAUAGAUAGUUUCCUUCAUCUUUUCAGACACCCAAAACUACAAAUAGUUAGCUGCAAGCUUUUAAAUUAAAAUAAAGUAUCGAAAAGUGUUGGUCUACAAAACCGAUCACAACUCAAUAAUUAUUUCUGACAUCUUCAUGAACACCUUUUGAUAUUUUCCAUACCUAAUUGUUAAAAACACAUAUCCUUAAGUUAAAAUUAAUUAAAAUUGAAAAAAUAUAACUACAGGCAUUGACUAAGCUAACUGAUGAACAGUAGUAGUGCAUUUCAAUUCAUGUUAGAAAACUGCAUAGAUUUCUACUACUGACCCCUAAUAAAAAGCUGAUGUUGCAACAGAGCAUCAAAAUAAUACUAUUGAAAGGCUAAACAAAUUUUAAACUGUAAAAGCACACAAUCAUGUACUGGUGAGACUAGACCUACAUAUAAUCAUAUUGCAAAUAAAAGAUUAUAUUCUACAAAAUAAAAAUACCAAAAUUAGGUUAUAAAAUAUACCAGUGAACAUUUAUUUUUUAACAAUUAUUUAUAUAAAACUCAAUAAAAUGUAUAAAGCUCAUUAUUACAGAAAUAAGCAAUUAUUAGAGUACAAUAGUAUAGUCAACUAAAUGUAAUUAAAAGUUAAGCAAAUGAAACAUUACAUAAAAUAAUUCAAGUUUUAAAUAUAAUUCAUUUGGAUGAUCAAGUAACAAAAAAAACAAAUAAAAGGGUAAUUUGAUACCUAAUCUGAUCAUGUAUGUAAAUAUAAUACCUAUUUUGUUACUAUGUUUAACAAUAAAAAUAUUUUAACAUAAGAAGAAUGUCACAAAUUUUGUAAUUUCAUAGUAUCAACAGUAGAAAAAAACGAUAAACUUAAUUUAAACAUAAUAAAAUGAAUAUCACUAUUUCAAUAUUUUUUUAGUUAAAAACAGGCCCAGCUUAAGGGGUUAGCAACAUAGGCACCUAGGGUGGCAUUUAAAAAUAUUUGACAUAGUAUUUACAUGUAAAAGGCGGUAAAACAUAAGAUUGCUUAAAUGUGUUUAAUUCUUGAGCCAGGCCUGUAAAAAAAGUUGGAACAUACGAAUAAAAUACAAAAUGUGCGUAAUCCAGCGAAGUCAUUAGGAUUCUUCAACAAGAGAUGAUUGAAUACAAUAGUAAAGAUUUAAAUGUUUGUUUUAUAAAUAAUAAUAUUAACAUUUAUACAUUAACUCAGCCACGAGGGGAAUAAAACCUUAUGCUUCCCACCCCUAAUUACGUCAUUGGAAUAAUAUUACAUCAUUUUCUAUUACAAAAAAAAAAAA